UUAAAUUCCUUCAUGGUAUCAAAACUCCCUGGAAAAUGCUUCUGCCCCCAAUUCUACAUGGUUGCCUUCUAUUAUGUUGUCUCCUUUGAUCUUCCUCCUAGCCAUGGUCCUCAUCAGUCUUUUUGUGGUGGUGGUCGUGGUUUUCGUGGCCGCAAAGCAGGCCGUGGUUGGGGCAGACGCACAUGUAUUUCCCGUUGCCAAAACUGCAAAACCGGAGGCCAUACUGCUGAUAGGUGUCACAAUCGGUAUGACAAUGCUCCUGCUUCUGCACAUUUGGCUGAUUCUUUUGCAAAUCAAUGUUUUAUUACUCCACAUGAUACCUGAGAUUGGUAUGUUGAUACUGAUGCUUCGUCUCACAUGACGCCUACUUCCAGCACGCUAGACAACUUCUCAGCCUAUGGUGAUAAGAGUGCAGUUGUUGUUGAGCCGAAAGACAGACACAAUACUGGCCAAAGGCAAACGUGAAGGAGGCUUAUAUGUUUUACAAGCACAGCAGGCUCAUACCGCUCUCUCUGCAGCUCUUAGAAGAGAUUCUGCAGCUCUUAAAAUGAGAGCUUUAUCUGUUUCCUCCCUUUUACCUGAUCCCCACAUAUGUACCACUUGCAAAUGGCCAAGAGCC
This is a messenger RNA of Cuscuta europaea, 619 nucleotides long. The record is from the annotation of a GenBank genome assembly. NCBI's taxonomy places the organism in Eukaryota, Viridiplantae, Streptophyta, Magnoliopsida, Solanales, Convolvulaceae.